Messenger RNA from Moesziomyces antarcticus, 1209 nucleotides. Its product is annotated as thiamine diphosphate-binding protein. Lineage: Eukaryota; Fungi; Basidiomycota; Ustilaginomycetes; Ustilaginales; Ustilaginaceae. The transcript has a single exon. The record is from RefSeq and is a predicted model, not a curated record. Gene Ontology annotation, biological process: pyruvate decarboxylation to acetyl-CoA. Gene Ontology annotation, molecular function: pyruvate dehydrogenase (acetyl-transferring) activity. Bases 1 to 1209 code for a protein of 402 amino acids.
AUGGCCGCCGCUCGCUCCGCUUUCGCCUCGUUGGCGCGCGUCAACGCCAACCGAUCCACGCUCCGAUCGCUCUCCACCACCGCCGCCGCCAAGCAGCCCUCGGCGUUGCUCGAAAAGGCCAAGCCCAUCGCCAGCUCGUCGCGCCUCACCACCGACCCCGCCGCUCUCACCGCCUUCCUCCCCUCCUCCUCCCGCAACGCCUCCACCGAUGCAAAGCCCCAGGAGAUGACCGUGCGUGACGCGCUCAACUCGGCCAUGGAGGAGGAGAUGCUGCGCGACGACAAGGUCUUCAUCCUCGGCGAGGAGGUCGCCCGCUACAACGGCGCCUACAAGGUCACGCGUGGCCUCCUCGACAAGUUCGGCGAGAAGCGCGUCAUCGACACCCCCAUCACCGAGUCCGGAUUCGCCGGUCUCGCCGUCGGCGCCGCACUCUCCGGCCUGCGCCCCAUCUGCGAGUUCAUGACGUUCAACUUUGCCAUGCAGGCCAUCGACCAGGUCAUCAACUCCGGUGCCAAGACCUACUACAUGUCCGGCGGCAACGUGCCGUGCCCGAUCGUCUUCCGUGGCCCCAACGGUGCCGCUGCUGGUGUGGGUGCGCAGCACUCGCAGGACUACGCCGCAUGGUACGGCUCCAUCCCCGGCCUCAAGACCGUCUCGCCCUGGUCCGCCGAGGACUGCCGUGGUCUGCUCAAGUCGGCCAUCCGCGACCCGAACCCGGUGGUGUUCCUGGAGAACGAGAUCAUGUACGGCACCUCGUUUGCCAUCUCGCAGGAGGCGCUCUCGGACGACUUCACCAUCCCGAUCGGCAAGGCCAAGAUCGAGCGCGCGGGCAAGGACGUGACGAUCGUGUCGCACUCGAUCGGCAUGAACUACGCCAUGGAGGCGGCCGAGAUCCUCAAGAAGGAGGAGGGCGUCGAGGCCGAGGUGAUCAACCUGCGCACCAUUGCGCCCAUGGACGUCGACACCAUCCUCGAGUCGGUGAGGAAGACCAACCGCAUCGUCACGGUCGAGUCCGGAUUCCCGCUCUUCUCCGUCGGCGCAGAGAUCGCCGCGACGGUCAACGACUUUGCGUUUGACCACCUCGAUGCGCCCGUCGAGCGUGUGUCGGGUGCGGCCGUGCCCACCCCUUACGCCCAGAACCUCGAGAAGCUCGCCUUCCCCGACACCGCCGUCGUCGUGCGUGCCGCCAAGCGCGCCCUGUACAAGUAG